Macrosiphum euphorbiae (potato aphid) is the source of this 273-nucleotide messenger RNA. The record is from the annotation of a GenBank genome assembly. Lineage: Eukaryota; Metazoa; Arthropoda; Insecta; Hemiptera; Aphididae.
AUGUAUCCGACAAAGUUACCGACAAAGAUUAAAAAAACAUGCGUCCCGACCAGUGAUGGAGUAACCUGUAAACAUUUAUUCUCUACCAAAAUGUGGCUCGAAGAUGACAUUGCGAUCACUGGUGCAGCUUGCGUAAUUUUAAGUUUAGAAUAUAAAAAAAGAAAAAAAAAGGUAUAUUGGAUUUGUCCAAGUAUUUUAACCAAAAAACAAUAUAGUGGUAGUGAUUUAAUGAUUGAUCUCAACGUGCUGACAUUGAUCUAUCUGGAGAAUUGA